Suricata suricatta (meerkat) is the source of this 10805-nucleotide messenger RNA. RefSeq names its product dicer 1, ribonuclease III (gene DICER1). Gene Ontology annotation, molecular function: ATP binding; protein binding; RNA binding. Gene Ontology annotation, biological process: pre-miRNA processing; siRNA processing; apoptotic DNA fragmentation. The transcript has 30 exons. Bases 737 to 6478 code for a protein of 1913 amino acids. NCBI's taxonomy places the organism in Eukaryota, Metazoa, Chordata, Mammalia, Carnivora, Herpestidae. The record is from RefSeq and is a predicted model, not a curated record. Gene Ontology annotation, cellular component: nucleus; cytoplasm; RISC complex.
GGGCCUGCUCGGAGGGCAGGGAGCGCGAGCCGUGGGGUCCCGCCCGGCCGCGACGGAUUGUUCGUGUUUAUUGGCAGGUGACCAGCUCUGGGUCCCCCGGGGCGGGUGGCCGGGGCCAUCUUUUCGCCCCUCCCCUCCGAUGUUUUUGUUGCCAGAACGCCGGAACCCUGCGGAGGAGCCUUUCUUGAGGGUUUUUCAUCUCUGGGACGUCGGUGUCCGUCUUAGGUUCGCGCAUCCGAUUUCGGUGGAUGGUCUAGAACCGCCGAGCUGCCCCGAAGGCUUUGCCCGCGGCCAGGCGAGCGCACCGCCUACUGUAUCUUUAAUAGCCUGGAGACCUAGGCACCUGCCGUUCUUCUGUCUCUGUGAAUCUGACUCUUCCAGAACUUCACUGAAGUGGAAUCCUAGAGGAUUGUCAGCGCGGAGCCUGCUCACGAACCGUGAGAUUGUGACCCGAGCCGAAGUCAGACACUCAACCAACCCAGCCACCCAGAUGCUCCUCAGACCCUCCAUUAAGGCUGAAUCGUACUCCGUGUUACCUAGGGUAUGAAUUAAUACAGACUUGGAAACUGAAAGAACUUAGAAUCAGCAUUUUGAGAGCAGAAGCUUGGGCAUGCUGUGAUUUUCCAAUAAACUGCUAUCACAAUGUCAAAACGCAGCUCAGACAGCAGCGACGCAGAGAUCUCACACAUUAACACGUAAGCUGCGCCAGCGCAGAAUGCAGUGAGAGGAGCCCUGGAUGAACGGCAGCCCUGCUUCGCGGCCGCUCAGCAUGGCGGGCCUGCAGCUCGUGACCCCCGCCUCCUCGCCAAUGGGCCCUUUCUUCGGACUGCCGUGGCAACAAGAAGCGAUCCAUGAUAACAUUUAUACGCCGAGAAAAUAUCAGGUGGAACUGCUCGAAGCGGCUCUGGAUCAUAACACCAUCGUCUGUUUAAACACUGGCUCAGGGAAGACCUUUAUUGCAGUGCUGCUCACUAAAGAGCUGUCCUACCAGAUCCGGGGGGACUUCAACAGAAACGAGAAAAGGACAGUGUUCUUGGUCAACUCCGCACACCAGGUCGCUCAGCAAGUGUCAGCUGUGAGAACUCAUUCGGAUCUCAAGGUUGGGGAGUACUCAGACCUAGAAGUGAAUGCGUCUUGGACGAAAGAGAAAUGGAACCAAGAGUUUACUAAGCACCAGGUUCUCGUUAUGACUUGCUAUGUCGCCUUGAAUGUUUUGAAAAAUGGUUACCUGUCGCUGUCAGACAUUAACCUGUUGGUGUUUGAUGAGUGCCACCUUGCGAUCCUAGAUCACCCCUACCGAGAGAUCAUGAAGCUCUGUGAAAAUUGUCCCUCGUGUCCUCGUAUUUUGGGACUAACUGCUUCCAUUUUAAAUGGGAAAUGCGAUCCCGAGGAAUUGGAAGAAAAGAUCCAGAAGCUGGAGGAAAUCCUCAAGAGUAAUGCCGAGACCGCAACGGACCUGGUGGUCCUCGACAGGUACACUUCUCAGCCAUGUGAGAUUGUGGUGGACUGUGGGCCGUUCACAGACAGAAGCGGCCUCUACGGCCGCCUGCUGCAGGAGCUGGAGGAGGCGCUCAGCUUCAUCAACGACUGUAACGUAUCUGCGCAUUCGAAGGAGAGGGACUCGACUUUGAUUUCUAAACAGAUCCUGUCCGACUGCCGCGCCGUGUUGGUGGUCCUGGGCCCCUGGUGCGCGGACAAGGUCGCCGGCAUGAUGGUCCGGGAGCUGCAGAAGUACAUCAAGCACGAGCAGGAGGAGCUGCGCAGGAAGUUCCUGUUGUUCACAGACACCUUCCUGAGGAAGAUCCACGCACUGUGUGAAGAGCACUUCUCUCCUGCCUCCCUCGACCUGAAAUUCGUGACCCCGAAAGUCAUCAAGCUGCUCGAAAUCUUGCGCAAGUACAAGCCGUACGAGCGGCAGCAGUUCGAGAGCGUCGAGUGGUACAACAACAGGAACCAGGAUAACUACGUGUCCUGGAGCGACUCCGAGGACGACGAGGACGACGAGGAGCUCGAGGAGAAGGAGAAGCCGGAGACCAGCUUCCCGUCUCCGUUCACCAACAUCCUGUGCGGGAUCAUCUUUGUGGAAAGAAGGUACACCGCCGUUGUCUUAAACAGAUUGAUAAAGGAAGCUGGCAAACAAGACCCAGAGCUGGCUUACAUCAGCAGCAAUUUUAUAACUGGACAUGGCAUUGGAAAGAAUCAGCCUCGUAACAAACAGAUGGAAGCAGAAUUCAGAAAACAGGAAGAGGUACUUAGGAAAUUUCGGGCACAUGAGACCAACCUGCUUAUUGCAACAAGUAUUGUGGAAGAGGGUGUCGACAUACCAAAAUGCAACUUGGUGGUGCGUUUCGAUUUACCCACAGAGUAUCGAUCCUACGUUCAGUCUAAGGGAAGGGCAAGGGCCCCGAUCUCUAAUUACAUAAUGCUAGCGGAUACAGACAAAAUAAAAAGUUUUGAAGAGGACCUUAAGACAUACAAAGCUAUCGAAAAGAUCUUGAGAAACAAGUGUUCCAAGUCCGUCGACACGGGCGAGGCUGACAUUGAACCUGUCGUGGAUGAUGACGACGUGUUUCCACCGUACGUGCUGCGGCCCGAUGACGGUGGUCCCCGGGUCACUAUCAACACGGCCAUUGGACACAUCAACAGAUACUGUGCUAGAUUACCAAGUGAUCCGUUUACUCAUCUAGCUCCUAAAUGUAGAACUCGAGAGUUGCCUGAUGGUACAUUUUAUUCAACUCUUUAUCUGCCAAUUAACUCACCUCUUCGAGCCUCCAUUGUUGGCCCUCCGAUGAGCUGCGUCCGGCUGGCCGAGCGGGCCGUCGCUCUCAUCUGCUGUGAAAAACUGCACAAGAUCGGGGAACUGGAUGACCAUUUGAUGCCAGUUGGGAAAGAGACAGUUAAAUACGAAGAAGAGCUUGAUUUACACGACGAAGAAGAGACCAGUGUUCCAGGAAGACCAGGUUCCACCAAACGAAGGCAGUGCUACCCCAAAGCGAUUCCAGAAUGUCUGAGGGAUAGCUAUCCCAAACCUGAUCAGCCCUGUUACCUGUACGUGAUAGGAAUGGUUCUGACGACACCGUUACCGGACGAACUCAACUUCAGGAGACGGAAGCUCUACCCUCCGGAAGACACCACGAGGUGCUUCGGGAUCCUGACGGCCAAGCCCAUACCUCAGAUCCCGCACUUUCCUGUGUACACACGCUCCGGAGAGGUCACCAUAUCCAUUGAGUUGAGGAAGUCUGGUUUCACGCUGUCUCUCCAGAUGCUUGAGUUGAUUACGAGACUGCACCAGUACCUCUUCUCCCAUAUUCUUCGGCUUGAAAAACCCGCACUAGAAUUUAAACCCACAGACGCUGAUUCAGCCUACUGUGUUCUACCUCUUAACGUUGUGAAUGACUCCAGCACUUUGGACAUUGACUUUAAAUUCAUGGAAGAUAUCGAGAAGUCUGAGGCUCGCAUAGGCAUUCCCAGCACAAAGUAUUCAAAAGAAACACCCUUUGUUUUUAAAUUAGAAGAUUACCAGGACGCCGUUAUCAUUCCGAGAUACCGCAAUUUUGAUCAGCCUCAUCGAUUUUAUGUAGCUGAUGUGUACACUGAUCUCACCCCACUGAGUAAAUUUCCUUCCCCUGAGUAUGAAACGUUUGCAGAAUAUUAUAAAACAAAGUAUAACCUUGACCUGACCAAUCUCAACCAGCCACUGCUGGAUGUGGACCACACAUCUUCGAGACUUAAUCUCCUGACACCUCGCCAUUUGAAUCAGAAGGGGAAAGCCCUCCCGCUGAGCAGUGCUGAGAAGAGAAAAGCCAAGUGGGAGAGUCUGCAGAACAAACAGAUACUGGUUCCAGAGCUCUGCGCCAUCCAUCCGAUCCCAGCAUCGCUGUGGAGAAAAGCGGUCUGUCUCCCGAGCAUCCUCUACCGCCUUCACUGCCUUCUGACCGCAGAGGAGCUCAGAGCCCAGACGGCCAGCGACGCCGGCGUGGGCGUCCGGUCACUUCCCGUGGAUUGCAGAUACCCUAACCUAGACUUCGGGUGGAAGAAAUCUAUUGACAGCAAAUCUUUCAUCUCAAUUGCAAACUCCUCUUCGGCCGAGAACGAGAAUUACUGUAAGCACAGCACACUUGUAGUCCCUGAACAUGCUGCACGUCAAGGUGCUACUAGAACCUCCUCUCUAGAGAAUCGUGACCAAAUGUCUGUGAACCGCAGAACGCUCUUCGGCGAGUCGUCCGGGACGCGCCACGUCGAGGCCUCGACAGACCUCACGGCGAUGAACGGUCUCUCUUACCAUAAAACCCUUGCCAAUGGCCGUUGCGAUCUGGCUAACAGAGACUGUUGCCAAGUGAGUCAGCCGAGUUACUACAAGCAGGAAGUGCCCGGACAACCAACUACCUCAUACCCCGUGUACAGUUACGAGAACCAGCCCAAGCCCAGCGAUGAAUGUACUCUCCUGAGUAAUAAAUACCUAGAUGGAAACGCGAACACAUCUACCUCAGAGGGAAGUCCCGCAGCCGCCCUGACGCCCGGUACUCGCGAUGCUGCCCCCGCGGCCCGGGACGGGAGGGCUUCUGCGCCGAGCCUUGGUGCCGGCUACUCCUCCAGGACUCUGGGCCCGAACCCGGGACUUAUUCUGCAGGCUCUGACCCUCUCCAACGCCAGCGAUGGCUUUAACCUGGAGCGGCUCGAAAUGCUUGGCGACUCCUUCCUGAAGCACGCCAUCACCACCUAUCUCUUUUGCACUUACCCCGACGCUCACGAGGGCCGCCUUUCCUACAUGAGAAGCAAAAAGGUCAGCAACUGUAACUUGUACCGGCUUGGAAAGAAGAAGGGGCUGCCCAGCCGCAUGGUGGUGUCCAUAUUCGAUCCCCCUGUGAACUGGCUUCCUCCUGGUUACGUAGUAAACCAAGACAAAAGUAACACAGAGAAAUGGGAAAAAGAUGAAAUGACAAAAGACUGCAUGUUGGCCAACGGCAAACCGGGCCCGGACCUGGAGGAGGAGGAGGAGGAGGACGGGGAGCUGAUGUGGAAGGCCCCGAGGGAGGACGCCGAUUUCGAGGACGACCUCCUGGAGUACGACCAGGAGCACAUCAAGUUCAUCGACAGCAUGUUAAUGGGGUCCGGAGCGUUCGUCAAGAAGAUCUCUCUGUCCCCGUUUGCCACCACCGUCUCCGCGUACGAGUGGAAGAUGCCCAAAAAGCCCUCCUUGGGGAGCGUGCCCUUCUCCUCCGAUUUCGAGGACUUUGACUACAGCUCCUGGGACGCCAUGUGCUACCUGGACCCCAGCAAAGCCGUGGAAGAGGACGACUUCGUGGUGGGGUUCUGGAACCCGUCGGAAGAAAACUGCGGCGUUGACUCGGGGAAGCAGUCCAUCUCGUACGACCUGCACACGGAGCAGUGCAUCGCGGACAAGAGCAUCGCCGACUGCGUGGAGGCCCUGCUGGGCUGCUACCUGACCAGCUGCGGGGAGCGGGCCGCCCAGCUCUUCCUCUGCUCCCUGGGGCUGAAGGUGCUCCCGGGGACGAAGCGGACCGCCCGGGAGCCGGCCGGCAGCCAGCAGAAGGCCCUUCCAGGGGCCCGGGCCGUGGCCUCGGGGGCCGGCUCCCGCUCCUCGCUGUCGAAAGACCUGGAGUACGGGUGUUUGAAGAUUCCCCCGAGGUGUAUGUUUGAUCAUCCAGACGCAGACAAAACACUGAAUCACCUGAUCUCAGGUUUCGAGAAUUUCGAAAAGAAAAUCAACUACAGGUUCAAGAAUAAGGCUUACCUUCUGCAGGCUUUCACACACGCCUCCUACCACUACAACACCAUCACUGAUUGCUACCAGCGCCUGGAGUUCCUGGGAGACGCGAUUCUGGACUACCUCAUAACCAAGCACCUGUACGAAGACCCGCGGCAGCACUCCCCGGGCGUGCUGACCGACCUGCGGUCCGCGCUGGUCAACAACACCAUCUUCGCGUCGCUGGCGGUCAAGCACGACUACCACAAGUACUUCAAGGCCGUGUCCCCCGAGCUCUUCCACGUCAUCGACGACUUCGUGCAGUUCCAGCUCGAGAAGGACGAGAUGCAGGGCAUGGACUCGGAGCUUAGGAGGUCCGAGGAGGAUGAAGAGAAGGAGGAGGACAUCGAGGUCCCGAAGGCCAUGGGGGACAUUUUCGAGUCGCUCGCGGGCGCCAUCUACAUGGACAGCGGGAUGUCCCUGGAGACGGUCUGGCGCGUGUACUCGCCCAUGAUGCGGCCGCUGAUAGAAAAAUUUUCUGCGAAUGUGCCCCGUUCCCCUGUGCGAGAAUUGCUUGAAAUGGAACCAGAAACUGCCAAAUUUAGCCCGGCGGAGAGAACGUACGACGGCAAGGUCAGAGUCACUGUGGAGGUUGUAGGGAAGGGGAAGUUCAAAGGCGUGGGCCGGAGCUACAGGAUUGCCAAGUCUGCGGCAGCAAGAAGAGCCCUUCGCAGCCUCAAAGCCAAUCAACCUCAGGUUCCCAACAGCUGAAGCCCCUUUUUAGAAUGAGAAAAGCAAAAAGCAGAAUGAAGGGGGAAACUAUUUAAAUUGAGAAGGAUUGAUUAAACGUCGGUAGCGAUGAGUGGAAUGAAUCGAAGGCAGAAUUUACAGUUUGUUUGAUAACAAGAUAGAUUACAGAAUAAAGCGUUUAACAUAUGUGUAAAAAUUUUGGAACUAAUUGUAGUUUUAGUUUUUUGCGCAAACACAAUCUUGUCUUCUUUCCUCACUUCUGCUUUGUUUAAAUCACAAGAGUGCUUUAAUGAUGACAUUUAGUAAGUGUUCAGAAUAAUUAUAGACAGUUCUUUUUUUGUUUGGUUGUUUUGUUUGUUUGGAUUUUUUUUUUCCCUUAAAACGUCGUUUUUAAGUUCCGUCAGCUUCGCUUAGUGGUCGGAGGCCCAGGAGCUCACGGCUGAGGCAGCCCCUGGAUUCCGGGGGGCGCCCUCCCCUCCUCGGCGUGGGCCCCCGGGGGCCUGUGCGCCCAGGAGAACGGUGCGGUUUGCCAGAGGACAAGGGUGCCCACAUCGUCUUUUCGCUCCACACCCUGUCGUGUGAGAUGCUGUCUCCCGGUCGCCGUCACACUGAACAGAUCGUAAGGGACAGAUUGCUCGUAAACGUUGGCUGGCAUGUUGGCGAAUCACACUGUCGUUUUCUCAUGCCACCGAGUCACGCAUAGGAAAGGUCCUUGCCUUAAAAGUGAAGCCUCAUGGAUGUCCUUUUAGUUUCUGAUCCGUUUGGAACAAACUACCUUACAUUCCCUCCGUUUUUCCCUGCAUUUGGAUGUUGAGACCGUGUGAUACUCGCAACUCACUAGGGUGGUUGUGACUUGACUUGUUACAGGAUCACAUCAGAGUCUGUCAGAUGUGUGCUGAAGGCGUCUUGAAAGCCAGGAUAUGUAUGUAGUCCAUGGGUUUUUUUUAAGCACCGUAAUAAAAAAUGAUCUUUGGCUAAAUACCCAGUUUUGCUAAAAAAUCUCCUGCUAGGUGGGCAGCUCCACUAACGGAAACUGUUUGUGGCAAAGCGUUUUUGCCCUGCAGGCUGUCACCCUAACAAGAUCAACUUUAGACAUAUCACACCUCAGAUAUGCUGCAGAUUUUAUAAGUGAUUGGUUACUUAUUUAAAGAAGCAAAACAGAGCACCUUUACCCUUAGUCUCUUUUCACGAAAACGUCUUCCUGGCCUUUUCACAGUGUUGCAUGCGUAUCUCACCUACCAAAGCCGUGCUCUGAGUGCUACGGGAGCGGGACAUUUGCGAUAAACUGCCGUAAUUUUGAUACAUCUGUGAUUUAGGUCAUUAAUUUAGAUAAACAAGCUCGUUCUUUCCAUCUUUGGAAAAGGAAAAAAAAAAAAGACAUUUUUAGGCGUUUGCCGGUUUCUUUAGUUGGACUUGUAGGCACUCUUCACCUAAAUACCUCAGUUCUUUUCUUUUGCAUGCAUUUUUCCCGUGUUUGGUGCUAUGUUUAUGUAUUAUGCUUGAAAUUUUAAUUUUUUUUGCACUGUAACUAUAAUACCUCUUAAUUUACCUGUUUAAAAAGCUGUGGGUCAGUCUCGCCCUCCCACCGACAUACCCAUAGAGGUCGGCUGCGAUUUGCCCUGUUAAUUGUGCUUAAAGUUCAAGGAUGCUGAGCAGAGGGGUCUAAUGUUUCCCAGCACAUUCUCUUGAACUUGAUGCUUCGUGUAAUGCUGCGUUUUUGUUUUAAAUUACAGUCAAAUACUGUACUUCUUGCUUUAUCUGCACUGCCCUACCCCCAGCCCCAGAGAAACACCUCUGCACACGUGCACAGAGAAAACCGUCCCCUCCGCUUUCCACGGAGACCUGGGUGAAGGGGACGUUAAGUAUCUCAAACGUUAUUUGUCGUCUGCGAUCCGGUUAAAUUGAUCUAAAUUAUCCAGUGACUUCUUGAGCAAAUUGAUUUUGGUAGACUCAUUUUGAAAAUGCUUCUUUCCGAUUUGGAACCUUAGCUUUCUAUUCGGUUUGAAACAAAAAAAAAAAAAACAAAAAACAAAAAACCUCAGCGUCACAUCUCCUAGCAAGUUAACGCCAAGCAACUCUCGAAUUAUAUUAACUGUAAACGUGUACAGUUAACGAGUCAGGCUGGAUGUGAGUUUCCUCGUGAGGGUGACUUUGUGAUAAAGUUCUAUCACGAAUCUCUUCUGAGUUUAUAAACUACCUGAUGCCGGGAGCCGGGGGCUUUGCGUUGUGCCUGACGCACUAAUCCCCGCGUUAAGGGCCUCCCGGCACCAAAACCAGAUUGUUUCACAGUUACAAUUCCCAACUCCGGUUGGGAGGAAAACGCCUCAAUAUAUUUUGUAACCUUAAGAAGAGUAUUUUUUGUUAAAACUAAAAAAAGUUCAGACUCGGAUAUGAUUAGGUCAUACGUUCUCAGGGGUUCAAAUUUCCUGCUACCGCGAAAAAUGUUUUAUCAACAGCAGCCUUCAGCUAAUUCCUUUUUUCUGUUGUUGGAGAAAGAUCUCGUAUUUUAAUUUGUGACUCCCCCUCGGACGCGCUCUGUGAUGCCCUGGUUUACGAAGUCAAAACAAUAAAAGCUCUCGAGUUAGGCAAAUGAGAUGGUGAGGAACGCUUUCGUGCUGCUGAGUUUUAAUGCCUAAAGUCCCCCGCAUCCACUCCCCCCCCAGUUUAGCCUGUUGAAAUGUUUGGCAUCCAUUAAUUAAGGAAGAAAGUCACCCUGUGUCCCCCCACUGGCCGUGGGCGUGUGUCAUCCCUUUGUUCCCGGGGAUUGCACCGUGAGAGUGAAUGUAAGGGGGGUGGGGGGGGUCUUGAAGAAACAGCUGCAGAAGCCCCUUACGAUGAUUGUGUGGAGGUUAGUGGGCACGAACCUCCAUUGUAACGAUCUCUCCUUCCCCUCACGGUCUGCUUUCCACGGUCCUAACUAUGCUGCAUUUUGUAAUGGCUUUUUGUCCGUUCUGUUCGUGCGGCGCAGAGAAGCGUUGCACUUCGUACCGUUGCUUUACCUCAUUUCAAGGAAAACCUGCUUCCCGGAGAGGGGGGAAAAAGAAAAAAAAGACGUGGUUUGGCCUCGCUGCUGUUUUGAUUUGCUGGAUUUGAAAAAGAUGAUGAUAAUGCCUGUGAUGUGUCAUACUCCCCCAACCGAAAUAGGUCAGUUUGUUUUUUUGUCUGUGGCAUUUGUUUUUAGUGUUCGUGCAUGACGGAGACCUGUUAACUGAACUCCUAGGUAUGUUUUAAGCGUGUUUGUUACUUUGCUUUCUCUUGUCGAUCUUCUUUUAUCAUGUGAAUUGAUUAAAGUUUGACCUCUAACACUCCUGCAAUGUUCUCUUAAACUACUAAUAUUUUAACAUUCUUAAUAAUCGUUUGCCCUCAGAGAGAUUUCAGAUUACUCUGCCUGAAGGGCCAGGGGCUGGAGGCUGCUCUGGGUCCGUGGGGUCGCGCCCCGCCUCGGGCUCUGCUCCGUCCCCACCCGGGGAGGCUCGCGGGGACCAUGGGCUGCAGAGAAAAAGCAGAACCCACCCCCACGUGGUCCGAUCCGUCUUCAGGCCCAGUUGAUCGAAAACCUUCUCACCUUCCUCUGUCGGGGCAUUUAAUCCUGUCACGCAAAAGUGAAGCCACCCAACCGCGACCUGGACCCCUGUACUCAAAGGGCUCUGGAAACGAAUGUCAGAGCCCUUCCCCCAGUCCGCGCCCUCCGCGGAGGAGAAACCCGUGCUGAUUGCAUUUGAAUAGGUCUAUUUUUUCAACCACUGAUUACUUUUCAGGAAUUUAAUUCUUUCCAAAUAAAUGUCUUUAUUUUAUAUUGUACAUGAGAAGUUUUUAAGAUACGUUUAAGACCCAGGAACAUUAAAGAGAUUUUUAACAGUCGUGGGGACGCCGGGAAUCGACACCGAGAGAAACUGUUGUGUUUUCCCCUCGCAGUGGAAAUGGUCUUUCAGAACCCGCUUGUAAAUAUAUUUUAAUCAUUAAUUGUAUUUUUUUUCCCUCGUCCGUUUUAAUUUGGAUGUCCACCACAGACGAUUUAAAUUCUGCAGAGGCACUCAGAAUUCACUGCAUCAGCAGGUGAUGUAGCCAAAACGCCAAGGUGAACAGCAUGUAAAAUCUCUGGCUUUUCUGCUGGAGAUCGAGUGAAGGAAAAUGGCUAAAGUCAGGAAGAACUAACGGGACUUGACUGACAGGAACUGUUUGCCGUCACGUGCUGCCGCUGUUUCUGAGGAACGCGAUGUGACUCCCUCUGAACAGCACUCAAGCCCGCACUCGGUGCGCCUUCCGGGUCCCACUUCCCUCCGGUCUUUUCUUCUGUAACGAUUGUAGCAGAGUCAAUCUCCAAUAAAGUUAUGCUCUGUUCAUUUUG